Molecule: messenger RNA, 3689 nt
Organism: Doryrhamphus excisus (bluestripe pipefish)
Lineage: Eukaryota; Metazoa; Chordata; Actinopteri; Syngnathiformes; Syngnathidae
Gene: tmem200a
Product: transmembrane protein 200A
Source: RefSeq, a predicted model, not a curated record
UAUCCACGCCUGACACAUGUUCGCCCGCACGGAAGGGCUUUGGAAGCAUUUGAAGAAGAAGAAGAAGGAGCGUAGAAAAGAAGGAGAGAACGCUGAAGGAAUACUUAGAAAUAUUUUCCCACAAAGACGUGUUUGUGUGACUCAUCACCGGACCCAGAAGGCAACAGUUUGCUGCGGUGGAUUUCGUGUUUUGUUGGCUUUUAAGAAAUCAACAUUUUGACGCGAAACCACGGACGACGAGGGUUUUUUUUGUUUUGUUUUUUUUUACGCACAGCCAGUCUGGAAGAAGGACGUGACGACGGCAGCUCCUGUAGGUGUAUUCUUCCAACUUGGUCGACUUUGGAGUCAUUAAAAGUGGGCGCUUUUUGCAGAGCUUUUUUGAUGAAGUGGUAAAAAGUGUUGAGGUUGGCAGCUGAGGGAGAAAGUGGUGACAUUGGAGUCUGCAGCAUGCAUGCAUGCAUGCAUGUAUGCAUGCAUGUUGGAUGUGCAAAAAAGUGUGGAUGCUUGCAGCCUUCGCAAGGGAAGAUGGAGAUGUCUUCGGUCCAGACUGCAUCCUCUAACGGUCCUCCCUGCCUAAUGGACCACUGACCCCGGCAGUUCUUCGUGUAAAAGGUCUAAGUAUGACAGCCGCAGCGGGUGUGCUAACAGGCUUGGCAAAGCUAAAGCGCCAAGACUCGGCCCGCUCUCAGCAACGGCCCAUCCCGCCCACAUCAGGGGGCCUGAGCACUGGCGCCUCGGAGGGUGCUCCAAGGAAACGUAAGCGGCGUGCGGAUGUUGUGGUCGUGCGCGGCAGGUUGCGCCUCUACUCUGCAUCGGGGUUCUUCCUCCUCUUAGGCUUGGUCAUCCUGGCAGUAGGGAUUGGCAUGGCCACACUGGGCUACUGGCCACAAAGCGAAAGCUCAUCCUCAGGUCAGCCCCCGCCUGGAGGAGGAUCUAAGACGCAAGCUGGCAGGGGAGCCAAAGCGUCCGACCGGGGAGACGCCAGCGAUGCCAGAGUGACUGCUGCAGCAGAUGACGCCACGGGGAACACCAGCACAAGUGGAAAUGUGGAAGGUUCGCCUUCCAAGCAACCGGGGGGCGCUCUGACGCGUUUCCUGGAGCAGCAUCGCCACUCUGAGAGGAUGAAGAUGCUCGGGCCCUUCACCAUGGGAAUAGGGAUUUUUAUCUUCAUCUGCGCCAAUGCUAUUCUCCAUGAAAACAGAGACAGAGAGACAAAGAUCAUCCACAUGCGAGACAUGUACUCCACAGUCAUCGACAUCCAUCGUCUGCGGCAGAGGGAGCACAAGCAGCACCUCCAGAACAACAACAUCUAUGCAAGAGAAGAUCUCCGAGCCUUCGGCGCCGAUUACAACCCUCUACUGGACUUCUCUUGGGUUGGAGGCGGAGGGGUCUCCAUGGAGGAGGAGGUACUGCUGGGUGAGGAGGAGGUGGAGCGGCAGAGGGAGCAGAUCAAGUUGGACUGUAGCUUCGCUGGGUUGUUGGCGCCGCUCUACAAAGAUCGGGCUUUCCCUGGUUUGGGUGCAUCGGACUCGGUGCGCCCUCAGUGGUCAGUGGAUGGGGACGGCGAGAAGGGAGGACACCACGCUCGCUCCAUCGUGUCCUCCUCCAUCUCGGCAUUUACACUCCCUGUUAUUAAACUAAACAACUGUGUUAUCGACGAGCCCGACAUGGAGGCUAUUACCGAGGAGGAGGCAGGAGGACACAGGAGAGACGGUGAGAUGUCACAACCUCUCAGCGCCAUGGAGUCUUUGGCGGUUCCGGUGGCGUCUGUUGCUAAGGCCUCCAAACCACCGGGCCUGCACCGGAGUAAUUCCGCAUCCUUCGCCUCAUCCUCCUCCGCCCGCUCGUCAGCGUCUUCAUCCUCCUUGUCUCCAGCUCCGUCCUCUACCUCCGGCUGCUGGCUGUCCCCCGGAGCAGCCAGAGCCGACUUUGGCUCUAACUCCUCCCUGCACAUGCUCAGCAGCCACUCCAAGUCUCUAGACCUGGAACGCAGGCCCAGCAUGCUCAGCGUGCACCAGGAGCAGCAGCGCAAACACCCCAGCUGGCCCCGCCUGGACCGCAGCACCAGCAGCCGCAGCAUCGCCAAAGGCUACACUCGGUUGGAGGACAGAGAGGACCACGGGGAGCGCCACAUGGAUGCGGCGGCGCCUGCCGCGGCCAAGCAUGACUACAGCAAGCGAGAGAAGCUUCUAAUGAUAUCGAGGUCGCACAACAAUCUGAGCUUCGAGCACGACGAGUCGAGCGGCGGUGGUGGCGCGCUGAAGAGGGGCAGCUCCGAGACCCGGUUCUGAGGUGUUCAAAGAACUUGUUUUGUGCUUGUUUGUAAAGCAAAUGGCGGGCUUUUUGGGACAAGCUGCACUUUGCAGGGAAGCAACUCAAAAGAUACUUGAAAGUAGAGCUGGAGAAGAGCUUCGGCAGGAACACAAGCAGGGCGCAGGUUUUUGGGUCAACGCCGUUCUGCUACAAAAGGCUUUGAAAGUAGAUUUUUUUUGUAGAAGUGUUAUUCAAUAAAAGGUGGCAAGCUGUCAUUUCUAGCAAGGUCAGUGGAAGUUAUUUUGUAAGCCAGGUCUGGUCACAAUAAAUGAAGGGCAAAACUAGCACUCCUACAAAGCUGAGCAACCUUAGUUAGGAUCGGCACCGGCAAAGAUCCUUCAGGGCAGCAUUUGCAUAUCAAAAUAUGGGAAAUAGGAGAAAAGAAGGGAUUUUCAUUCAUUCCCAUUUUUUCAUGGGAGGUAAAAAUACAGGAAGGAGACAAUGGCGCCAACUCACCACCAGCUGCGCCCAUCUCUUCACCCGAGAGUCCAAAACAUAUGGCUUCGAGUCCAACAACACGACUACGAAAUCGACCAUUGAACUGCGGCCCAGGGUGCCUUGAUGCCAAGUCCACAUGUGGACUCUCCGAGUUGGGGAUGAGAACCUGCCCCAAGUGGAGAAGCUCAAGUAUAAUGAAGGAAAGAAUAUCAACAGUGGGAUUGGUGCGGCGUCUGCAGUGAUGCGGACUCUGCAUCCGUUCACUGUGGUGAAGAGGGAGCAGAACCAUGUUCCAACCCUCAUCCAUGGUCAUGAGCUUUGGGUCGUGACCAAAAGGACAAGAUCGUGGGUACAAGCGAAUCAGAAUCAGUUUUCUCCGUAGGGGGGUUGGGCUCUCCCGUAGAGAUGAAGUGAGAGGCAACCAGAAGACACUCAGAGUAGAAGUUUUAGAGGAGGAAGUUUUUGAGGUGGCUCCCGGUAGGAGGCCUCGGGGAAGGUCCAGGACACAUACUGGCCUGGGAACACCUCGGCAUGUGCCAGGAAGAAGAGAAGAGGAAGAGAUUGGAAGAGGUGGGCCAGGGCACGGUAUGAUUGCUGUUGAUUGAUUGUUCUUCAUGAUAACCAACACACAUCAUCACAGCAACACACUUGUGAACUAUAGGUGGAUAAAUGCGUGUUGGAUAAAAAUCGUUUCAUUCUUCAUUUCACUCCUAAGAAUCUCCAUUUAGAUACAAGGUUGUGUUUGCAAAAAGUGCUUUUUCCUCUUCCGUUCCAUCCAGUGUGUUUUGUCAGCAACAAUGCUGUAUGUCUUCCGUUUAAUGGCACCCAUGAAUGCUUUUAACAGUUUAAACAGUCCCCAGUCAAAGCACAAGAAGUGCAAGAAUGAGCUCAAUGAAUCGUUGAUGUCUUGAAUAAACACUUUUUCAUGGAAACCUGCA